Molecule: messenger RNA, 540 nt
Organism: Saxophila tyrrhenica
Lineage: Eukaryota; Fungi; Ascomycota; Dothideomycetes; Mycosphaerellales; Extremaceae
Exons: 2
Coding region: 1-540 (179 amino acids)
Source: RefSeq, a predicted model, not a curated record
AUGGCGACAGUGGAAGCAGCCCUCGCCUUCGUGCAAACCUCCAGCACACCCAAACUCACCGUCUCCUUCGACGGCAAAGUCGUAGGCAACGGCGAGCACAUCCCUAAAGCCGAAACCCACGUCGCGCCCACUGUGAGCCUGACCUCCCCAGGAAGUGACACCUACCUAGCCCUCUGCGUCGACCUCGACGCCCCCUUCAUCAGCUUCCCCUUCCUCUCCCCAAUCCUGCAUUGGCUGCAGCCCGGCCUCCGAGCCGGCGCCACUUCGAGCUCCGAGAGCGGCGCGACUGAGCUGACAGCGUCUGACACGCCGUACGUGUUCGACUACAGAGGCGCAGGACCUCCGCCGGGGGCUGCGCCGCAUCGGUACGUUUUUCUGCUGUACCGGCAGCCGGAAGGGUUCGAGGGGAAGGUUUUUGGGCAGCCGGACGAGGGUCAGAAGGUGGGACUGAUGAAGAGGGUGAGGUAUGAUUUUGGAGGGUUGGUGGCGAGGGCAGGGUUGGGGGAGCCAGUUGCUGGGAGCUGGGUGGUUAGUAAUUGA